Moesziomyces aphidis is the source of this 651-nucleotide messenger RNA. The record is from the annotation of a GenBank genome assembly. Lineage: Eukaryota; Fungi; Basidiomycota; Ustilaginomycetes; Ustilaginales; Ustilaginaceae.
AUGUCUCGAGGUGCCAUCCGUCGACCUCCCACGACGGGAUCGCUGUGCAACAUCCGCGUAUGGAGAGUCGUUGGUGGCUCGACCGUGUCGCCUCGGUGGGGUACUUCCGGCUGGGUGGGUCCGCGAGGUGACGCCUUCAUUAUCUGCCCUCGAUGCGUAUUCGCGGCUCGAAAACAUCUUGUGGGCGGUGCCCCGCUGUUGGGUAAGAAUUCGAUGGCUCGCAAGAUUGUGCAGGACUGUGCUCAAAGCGUCACUCAAUGUGGGCUUUCGCAAUGGUGGGUGCCCGGAAAGUCUCUCGCCUUGCGUUCGCAAGUCACUGGUAUCGAUAUAAACACCCCGGACGAUCCCAUGGGCAGGUUCGCGACGGACGACAGCAAGGUUGGCCAGUACUGCAACGUCAACACUGCUCCGCAGGGCGAGAACUUUGUUUGCUUUCGAUACAACAGCGACAUCAGAGCCCACAUGUCUUCGACCGAUUCUUCAGUGCAUGGAUACGUCAACGCGGCCGGAACAAAGGCAUUCAGCACAGACAGGACGGAUGUGUUAAUCAGCCCUAGUAGUCCUUGUCCGGAGGUCAGCGCGCUUGACAGCGGUGGCGAAACCAGCGAGUUCCAGGGUUGCCCCUGGACCGAGCCCAUCUUGAUCUACUAG